AUGAAUGGCAUUGCUUUUCUCUGGCUUUGGGUUGCGGGAGUGACGGCCAGCUACUUCAAUCCCAUCCUUCCAGGCUUCCAUCCGGAUCCAAGCUGUACUUAUGUUGAGAGCACAUUCUUUUGCGUGACGUCAACUUUCACCUGGUUUCCCGGUGUUCCCGUCUACGCCAGCAAGGAUCUCCGCCGCUGGGAGCUCGUAAGCAGCGUGCUUAAUCGGCGAGAACAACUACCACAAUUUGCGGACGCCCCAACUGGACAAGACGGUCUUUUCGCAUCAACGAUUCGCUACCAUAAUGGCACAUUCUAUGUCACGACCACCUACGUCUCUAUCGCUUCCUACGAGAACUUCGUCAUGGAAAACCUAAUCUUCUCAACCAACGACCCAUACAACGCGUCCUCGUGGGGCAUUCCGACCAAAGUUGACUUCAUCGGUUACGAUCCAUCGUUACUGUUCGAUGACGACUGA
Messenger RNA from Colletotrichum aenigma, 465 nucleotides. Its product is annotated as Non-reducing end alpha-L-arabinofuranosidase BoGH43A. The coding region runs from base 1 to 465 and encodes 154 amino acids. The record is from RefSeq and is a predicted model, not a curated record. Gene Ontology annotation, biological process: carbohydrate metabolic process. Gene Ontology annotation, molecular function: hydrolase activity, hydrolyzing O-glycosyl compounds. The transcript has a single exon. Lineage: Eukaryota; Fungi; Ascomycota; Sordariomycetes; Glomerellales; Glomerellaceae.